Rhinolophus ferrumequinum (greater horseshoe bat) is the source of this 3610-nucleotide messenger RNA. It is a transcript of the gene MPZL3, whose product is annotated as myelin protein zero like 3. The record is from RefSeq and is a predicted model, not a curated record. Lineage: Eukaryota; Metazoa; Chordata; Mammalia; Chiroptera; Rhinolophidae. The transcript is spliced from 6 exons. Gene Ontology annotation, cellular component: membrane. The coding region runs from base 131 to 838 and encodes 235 amino acids.
GAAGCCACGUUUCUAUGGCAACUUUGAAUCGUGUUUCCUGUGCCUACUGCCCUUACGUCACUUCCGGUAUUACCUGCGUUGUUACCGGGAGCGGUAAACAAGGUGUGCAAGCAUCUGGAGAGCUGUCGGGAUGCAGCAGAGCGGAGCGGCUGGAGGCCCUGGCUACGCUCUGUUUCCACUGCUGGGCAUCCUGUUCUUCCAAGGUGUUCACAUUGUCCUUUCCUUGGAGAUAAAAGUGGAUGCCCAUGUUAGGGGUUAUGUUGGAGAAAAGGUCAAGUUGAAAUGCAUUUUCAAGUCGACUUCAUCUGUCACUGACAAACUCACCAUAGACUGGACAUAUCGACCACCCAGCAGCAGUCGCACAGAAUCAAUUUUUCAUUAUCAGUCCUUCCAGUACCCAACCACAGCAGGCACAUUUCGAGAUCGAAUUUCCUGGGUUGGAGAUGUAUACAAAGGGGAUGCAUCCAUAAGCAUUAACAACCCUACCAUAAAGGACAAUGGGACAUUCAGCUGUGCUGUGAAGAAUCCCCCAGACGUGCAUCAUAAUAUUCCCAUGACAGAGCUAAUAGUCACAGAAAGGGGUUUUGGCACCAUGCUCUCCUCUGUGGCCCUUCUUUCCAUUCUUGUCUUCAUUCCCUCAACUGUGGUGGUGAUUCUGCUGCUGGUGAGAAUGGGGAGGAAGUCUGCAGGGCUGCAGAAGAGGAGCAAGUCUGGCUAUAAGAAGUCAUCUAUUGAGGUUUCAGAUGACACUGACCAAGAGGAGAGGGAUGACUGCAUGGCAAGGGUUUGUGUCCGUUGUGCUGAGUGCUUGGAUUCAGACUAUGAAGAGACAUACUGAUGAAAAUCUGCGUGACAUUAGAAGAAUCACCUACUAACAGAAAAUAUCUCAUUCCACUGGCAGCUAAAUCUUCUCAAAGAAGUGGAGCUGGCCUGGACAGUAAUGAUGGAGGUUUCUGAAAGUCAUAAGUAAAGACUUUAGGAACCAUUUAUUUAUUGAAGAAAUGUUCUUUUUGUAUUAAUAAACUGUUCAAAAGCUUUCAGAGGAGACUCAUACCUAUCCCUUUUAAUAACUUAUACUCUAAUUGAAUGAAGGCAUUCUUUUCCUGAACAGAAAGAUACUUUUUAUUUGAUCUUUGCUCUUGAAUGUAUUACAUGUUUUCUUCCAAUUAUUUGAGGAAGAAUUGGCCACACUUCUGAUGCCAAACUUAUUAUUAUUAUUUUUUUUAAUGAAAUGGAGCUUGUAGCUUCUUGAUGUGCUUGCUACCGGAUAAAAUGUUUGGAAUAAGGAUUCUUAGUUUUUUUGCUCCGUGAACAUUUUCAUCUGUGAGUUAGCACACAGCAUAUAUUCAUUGGUUUGAUUAUCUCAUUGAUUAUGUUCGAGUUUCUUGGAGUGUAUAACACUAGUUUCCUUAGAGCUGGUAGGAUCAAGAAUCAGUGGUUUGCUUUGAUUGGGUUUUUAAAGUAUUAAAGUGUCAUCAAUUUACAACUAAGGAAAGGAAGUGUGAGGUACAGGUGCAAUUUGCCAGGUGCAAUUUGUUACUUUACUUUCUUAAAGCUAACUGAUUAAUGGUUUCCUUCUUGACUUUUCAGAUCAGAGGCAAGAACUUUUCAAAAGGUUUUGUAUGGAUAUAUAGACUAUUUUACUAAUUAUUUGCAGUGAAAUGCUUUUUUAACCUGUGUUAUUCUUCAGAAAUUUUUUGACUCUAAAAUGUACCAAAUAUCAGUGAACUGAGGUAUUUACAAACUGUUUUUGCAUAACACUUGAGAUAAGGAAGUGAUGUUGUGCAUCACCUAUACUUUUCCUUUCUGGUCUCUCAAUACUUUAUAUCAGUUUCCUCUAUUUUCCUACAGCAACCUAUUUCAAAUUUUGAUUUAUAUGGGAAUUUCUAUAAGCCAUUAAGAAAUAUAUAUGACAUGUCAGGAAGGGUUGACAAUGUAGUCCUCUGUACUAGAGUGAUAAAGUUCACUUCUCAAUUAUGAGAGACAAAAGUUAUUCCCUCCCCCCAGCUUUGUUUUUUCAGUAGGAUAGUCCCUUUUCAUGGAUCUUCACUAGGUGGCUCAGGAGGUUUCCAUAUUACAGCAUUAUACAUUGUAUAUGUUAUUAAAAAACAACUUUUACAUUUUUUUGCCAACAUCUAUUUUUAAAAAUUUGGGUUGUUAGCUCUGUCUCAUGGAUUUGCCCUGGCCUCUUUUAACCUAGUCUGUAGAUUAGAGAUUCUGAUUAGUUAAUAGACAUGACUUACCUCUAGUCAUGGAAAAAAGUAGAAGAGGCACGACAGGAUUGGCAGUUUACAUUUCCAGUGGUUAAACCUCACAGUCUUGGGCUACUUGUUAAGUAUGUGGUUGUCUGGCGUCAAUCUUUUGGGCCAAUCUGGCACCUCAACAGAGACAAGAAAGCAGUUUGAGCGACGACAAUAAAUAAAUUGGGUGCUAGGAGAUUUGAAGAUAGAGAUCUAAUUGUGAAGCAGAGUUUUUUUGGGUCCCCAUUUAUCUGAGAAAGCGAUGAAGUUACGGGAAGCCAGUGAAAGCCACAUCCCAUUAAAUGGGGAAACAGUUUUAGCUAGGUUUGCUUGUAAUUUCCUUUCGGGCAUGUUUUGAGGAUUAAUACUGUGUGGUAUGUUUGUCACUUUAGGCAUAUGGUGCUGUGUGAAUCCUUAGUAGUGUAAUUUUGUAGACUUGAUCAUGAUUUGAACCAGUCCUUUUAAAAUGACUGAACAAUAGAGUCCUUCAUGGGAGGAGACUAAGUUGAUAAUUUAGUCUUGCUCCGUGGGUUUGUGUUCACGUCACAGUCAUAAGGCUGCUAUCAGUUUUCUUCUUCAUCGCUUAUGUUGAGCUCUUCUUCUUCUUCAAAGGAGCACAAAGCUGUGUUUGGACACCUGCUUUCUUGAAGGAUGGAAGGAAGAUAAAGUGUGUGUGUGUUUUUUAACCGUCUGUUUUAAUAUCUUCUAAGGUGCUAUUCUCUAUUUUUCUUUUCGCUGCUCCACGAGUUCUUAUCACACUGUAUGGAGACCAGCCUUGUCUAGAAAGGGAAUUUAAUUCUGAAGGCUUCAGAAGGGCUUAAAAGCCUUUCAGAAUAUUUCUUCGACUGCUGAAGUCUUUACUCAUGGUUACAUUACUUUAUGAGUUUUGUGCAUCGAGCUCUUAAUUCUGUUACCAAAUGUGAACUUUCAAAAUGCUUUGUGUUUCCCACGUGGCCUGUUACCUCAGGCUUCUUUGGGAACAGCUUCUCUGCAGAUCCCAAAUUGGGCACUGGUGCUUUACAAGGGAACGUUGCAUGUCCCUGCUUUAAAAAAAUUCUGGAGGCCAAAUCCUGAUUCUGAAUGCUCUGUUGUGUCACUCAGUUAUGGUUUCAUCGGGGAGCCAUAAAAAGAUCCAUAGGGAAUGGACCAAGACUAUCAUUUAAUUGCACAACUCAAAACUUGCUGCCAGAAAAGGCAGCUUUGGUCUUUUGACCCCAGUGUUGUACUGCUCGAUUGUUAAUUGCUGCGUUUCACUGCGUUCUUUUUGUUUUUUUUUUCUAGGAGGAUAUGCACUGUUGGGCCAUGUUCACAAGCAUUGUAACUCUUGAUAUUUUUACCAUAACAUACUUAAUAAACAUCUUUGCACUUUC